UUGAGGUUCUGUCAACAUACUCCUUCUGCGUGUGAGCGACUAACGGCGACAACUCGUUACCAUCACCAACCUUAAACAUGACUCUCCGUCUUCUGCUGCUGAUGGUGGCUGUCGGUCUUUGUUCAGCCCAGUGUCCGACCGGGUGUUCCUGCACCACCACCUCCGUCACCUGCAACGGCCUCACCUCCAUUCCCACACUCGCCUUCCCCGACGUCACCUCCGUCCGCUUCAACAACAUCAACAGCAACAUACCCUCGAACGCCUUCAGAUCGAUGCCCAAGUUGGAGUCCAUCACUAUCUCCAAUGGCAAUAUCAGUUCCAUUGCGCCAUGUGCCUUCAGCGCCAUUCCCGCAAAGUCUAUUACCAUCUCCAGAGUCCGCAUCGGCAUCAUAGCAUCAGGAGCCUUCAGAGACUUGAACAAUGUUGCCAGAAGGAUUUCAAUCAAUAAUGGACAUAUUGGCUUGAUCUCAUCCAACGCUUUCUACCGACUGUCAAACAUUAUGUCCAUAUACAUUCAACGUAACAACAUCUCCACCAUCCAAACAGACGCCUUCAACAAGAUAACUAACAGUAGGGCCUUUUACUUCUACUACAACAACGUCACCAACCUCAAUGGCUACGCUUUCGCCUCCCUGGAGACGACCUCCUUCUCCUCCACCUCCUACUUUUACAGAGGAUCCAUCAUGAACGUGGGAUGCAAGGCGCUGGACGGUCUGAAGUCUGUAGCGUAUGUCACCCUCAGAUGUGACUGUGACAUGGUUCCUCUCAUCGAAGGUAUGACCCCUCUCGGCUACGUCGAUUGCUUUCACCAGUCACAACUGUAUGACGUCAUUUCCGGCAGCGGCAACAGCUGCACUAGACCAUUCAUUCCAGAGCCAAACUCCUGUUAAUGAAAAGGCAGAUAUGUCUAUGAAAUAAAAGACUGAUGUAUGUGUUUUAA
Messenger RNA from Haliotis rufescens (red abalone), 940 nucleotides. RefSeq names its product slit homolog 3 protein-like. Bases 78 to 890 code for a protein of 270 amino acids. Gene Ontology annotation, cellular component: extracellular matrix. The transcript is spliced from 2 exons. NCBI's taxonomy places the organism in Eukaryota, Metazoa, Mollusca, Gastropoda, Lepetellida, Haliotidae. The record is from RefSeq and is a predicted model, not a curated record.